CAAUUGGCAGCUCAUUAACUGCAGCACACUUACCUCCUCCUCUUCCUGGCGAGCAUAUAUAUCAAAUGCCUUCCGUCUACUCCCUUCUCCCAUCCAAAUUUGUUAUCUGAUUGAUUGUGUUGGCAUGGGGAGGUCUCCAUGUUGUGAGAAGGCUCACACAAACAAGGGAGUUUGGACCAAGGAGGAGGAUGAGAAGCUGAUCUCCUACAUCAAGGCUCAUGGCGAAGGCUGCUGGAGAUCACUCCCUAAAGCUGCUGGCUUGCUUCGAUGUGGCAAGAGCUGCCGGCUGAGGUGGAUAAACUACCUCCGACCUGAUCUCAAGCGUGGCAAUUUUACUGUCGAAGAAGACGAGCUGAUCAUCAAGCUCCAUGGCUUGCUCGGAAACAAAUGGUCUCUCAUAGCGGCGCAACUGCCGGGGAGAACGGACAACGAAAUCAAGAACUACUGGAACACGCACAUCAAGAGGAAGCUCCUCAGCCGAGGGCUCGACCCGCAGUCUCACCCGCCGAUGCCCGACCAUGUCGAUCGCCGCUUUGACACCCUAAAGCAAUCGGUGACCCAGGAGGCCAUGAUGUCGAGCGUCACGGGGAACAUCUCCGGCGACGAGGGCGGCGGCAGUGGGAGCAGGGACAAGGGCCGUCACUUCUACCUCGACCUCAAUCUCGAUCUCACUAUCAGCCUCCCUUAUAAUUGAUCAGAAAAAAAAUCCCCCAAGCAGCCACGCACUGCUUGCUCGCCUGUGCUGCCUGCCAUCACAAGGCCAUUCUCAACCGAUUAACAUGUGUAACUUAAUUAAUCAACGAUCUUGUUUCCAGUCCUCAAA
This is a messenger RNA of Zingiber officinale, 823 nucleotides long. RefSeq names its product MYB-like transcription factor 4. Bases 125 to 694 code for a protein of 189 amino acids. The transcript has 3 exons. The record is from RefSeq and is a predicted model, not a curated record. NCBI's taxonomy places the organism in Eukaryota, Viridiplantae, Streptophyta, Magnoliopsida, Zingiberales, Zingiberaceae.